Molecule: messenger RNA, 1996 nt
Organism: Mercenaria mercenaria
Lineage: Eukaryota; Metazoa; Mollusca; Bivalvia; Venerida; Veneridae
Exons: 2
Coding region: 19-1149 (376 amino acids)
Source: RefSeq, a predicted model, not a curated record
UCGAAAGAACAGAUAUGAAUGUGCAAUGAAUUAGAGUUAAACGACAAUAUGUAUUUGAGACCUUCGGAGAUAUUUUAUUCGCAAGAUUCGAUUAACAAUGUUUUUGACAAACAGUGUAAUCAUCGAUACAAACCGAUUGGUGAAACAUUGGAUGUAAUAUGUGAAGGAAGAUGCUCAGUGAAUGAUAUUCCAACAAUUACUGUUGUAGAAAGAGAUGGAAAAUGGACAACCGCAGAUAACAGACGUCUGUGGGUCUUCAGACAGCUUGAGAGAUUAGGAAAAUGUGAGAAGAUUCAUGUGCAGAAAGGAUAUUAUAUUCCAUCAGGAAAACUUACAUCAUUUAAUGGGGGAGAGUCAGUGAGCGUUCGCGGGUCUCCUGGUGGUUACUGGCAUCUUAAACCGAGCGUGACAAAACGUCCAAAGAAUGUAAACAAUGCCAACAUUUCAAGAAAUAUAAAUUAUAGAGAAACAGACGUCUUCAAGAAACUCGACGCCAGCUCCCCUACUGUUUCUUCCAGUUAUCGAGAGUCGCCGAACUUUGGCGAGCAAUUCAGCCAAACUUCUGGCUCACAGUAUGGAAGAUAUGGUUUUCAUCACGGUACAAAUGCUGGAACCAGUUCUUAUAAAACUGGUUUGAACCCGAAUAACACAACUGCAUUAAGGAAUACUAGCGUGUCUACAAAACAUGAUGUCAUAUUUCCAACUGCAUCAACUAUUCGAAAGUCACCAAAUUUUAGCCAAGGGGGAUUUGAUAGCUACGGAGGAAUCACUGGUAUAAGGAGGAACGAACAAAACACGAUAGGAGAACCAUCGUCUUACACAGUUAGAAAAUCUGGAUCGCAGUCAAGACCAACGUCGAAUACAGGCAGGUUAUCAGGGCCACAUUCAGGACUAGCUCUUGAUAGAAGUAGAUCAUUUAUGUCCCAGUCAUCCUCUUCAUCAAGCGGAAGCGAAAUCGCAAACAACUCUAAAACCAGAACUGAUGAUCUCCUCCAGUAUAACGAAAAUGAUAAAUAUACUUUUAGGUAUGCUCCGGAGCAGCGACAUGAAACAUAUGAUAGAUCCUACAGUAGCAACGAAAGACUGAUUGGGAAUACAACAUCGCAUUCUCAUAGGGAGAGAGAUAAUGGAUGUUGUAUUAUUAUAUAAAUAUGAGCUGAAUGUAUGUAUUGUGUUUGAGUUAGAAUUGUGAAAUAUUAUUUAUACUGUCGGACAGUUAAGGAUAAACAUUCAGCACCUGAGCAUCGCUGAAGUCUAUCAAAUUUGCUUAUACAUAAGAUUGAUGAGAAUGUAAUUUUCCUUGCUGCACAAUGCAUGUAGUGCAAUUGCGUGUUUUUAUAUUCCCAAAUAACAUGUGAUGAAAUGGACGAGAACAUUUAUACAAAGUAUUGAGGGCCUGUUUAGAACGUGACAAAGUAGACUUUCGCGUAAAUGCAAACAUUAGUUCUGGUUGUUCCGAUGUAACAAAAGGAAUGUGACACAAAUCUCCCCGCCAAAUAUCGAAACACGAUGGAUAUAAAGGAGGAACUUAUUGAUAGAAUAUGUGCCAUGUAUUUUUUUUUUCGAUCUGUGAUAAACACGCGUGAAACUUUCAAAAUUACAGAAAAUAGGAAUUCAAAGCAGCAAAAUUUGAAAACAGUGUUCGAACUAACGCCGACAAGACCAAAGUGCAUUUACAAAAUUUCUGCCAGAAUCUUGAAAAUUUAGAGAACGCUUUAGUUUAAACAAUAUUUUAUUAUUUUUUAAGCAACAUACACAUAACAUGUACAACAAAUUUUUACAUGUCAAAUACAUGGAUUGGAAAACAAGCUGAUAGAGAACGCUUUGUUUAUCGACACGAUAAAUAUUCUGUACAGCAUGACAUGUAAAUAUUAAGAUGCUAUGAAGUGAAUAUUAUCGAUUAAUCUAACCUUCUCCUCUAACGAAGUUAACCGAGUGGCCAAUGCUUGAAUAAGAAUAUUGGUAGAGUUUAUAAAGAAUUAUAAUGCUGGAUGUC